Molecule: messenger RNA, 1074 nt
Organism: Scheffersomyces stipitis CBS 6054
Lineage: Eukaryota; Fungi; Ascomycota; Pichiomycetes; Serinales; Debaryomycetaceae
Exons: 1
Biological process (GO): protein folding
Cellular component (GO): endoplasmic reticulum
Molecular function (GO): protein disulfide isomerase activity
Source: RefSeq, a predicted model, not a curated record
UCGAAUCUCCUCCAGGUGAAUGACAAAAAUUUCAAAGAGAUUGUCAUUGACUCCGGUAAAUUCACCUUCGUAGAUUUCUAUGCUGACUGGUGUCGUCAUUGCAAGAACUUGAUGCCAACAAUUGAAGAACUUGCAGAUGUUUUCGAGCCAUUCCAAGACCAAGUCCAAGUUGUGAAAAUAAACGGAGACAAGGACGGAAAGAAGAUGUCUAAGAAAUACGUCUUCAAAGGCUAUCCAACCAUGUUGCUUUUCCACGGCAACGAUGAACCAGUUGAAUAUGACGGUAUUAGGGAUUUGCAGGCUUUGAGCAAUUUUGUUCAACAAAUCACAGGAGUCAGAUUAGCAAGCAUAAAACCGGAAGGGGAGGUCGAAGAGUCUAAGGUAGAACAGGAACCAACUGGUUUGAUUCGAUUGAAUGAUAUCAAUUUUGAAGACAAAAUUAGAGAGACUCCGUAUUCAAUUGUAGUAUUCACUGCCACUUGGUGUCAAUUCUGUCAGAAGUUAAAGCCGGUACUUGAAACUCUUGUUGAUGUCGUAUUCGCCAACGAGAAAGAAAAAAUACAGAUAGCAAUUGUGGAGCUUGACACGGAACCCGGAGACAAACUAAGUGAUAGAUACCACAUACUGACGUUACCAACAAUCCUCUUCUUCAGUAAUGAGUAUGAUGAACCUAGCAUAUAUGAUGGUGAAAAGGAAUUAUUGCCUUUGCUUGCCCUGAUCAAUGAAUUCACAGACUCACACCGCGACGUUGAAGGAAGGCUUUCUAAUACUGCGGGGAGAAUUCAAGAAGUUGACAAUUUGAUUAGCCAGAAGAUUUUACAAGGAUUCAAAGGAGAUUUGAGUACAGCAGGAAUAGAGCUUUUAGGCGAAAUUUCACAUUUAUCAAAUGAGAAUUACGAGAUGCUUCCCUAUUAUAAGAAGUUGGUAAGCAAGAUCAUAAAUAAUGAAAUGGACUUCUUCAAGAAUGAGUUUUCCAGAUUAGCGACUAUAUUGGAGAAUGACAUCUCAAAAUUGACGCCAAAUACAAUCGACUCGAUGCAAAAGAGAUCUAAUAUUUUAUCUUCAUUUAUCUAG